GGAAACCAGCCCAAUCUGGCAACACCGGGCCUGCACACCAACCGACCUUGACUGUGUCCUCUGCUUACUCUCGCGCGCGAUUGGUCCGAUCCGCAGCACUCAAUCCGCGUCCUGGACUCUGAUUGGCGGAGACGCCCGUCAGUCCCGCUCCGCUGGCCUCCGGCUGAUCUGGUUGGCUGUCUCCGCUCGCCUUUCUCUCGGCGGUGGGUYGGAGCCGCUCUCUGGCCUCGCAUGUUUCCCUUUGGAUCCCUGUUUUCAGUUUGAUGCCCCUCUUGUAGAUUUGCUCAUUUUUUGCCCCCCCUCUGGGCCACAGUCAGCGCAGUGCCGUUUUAUUCACCCCUCCCUCCCUCACGGGCUCAUUUAACGUUUCGAGGCUCGAACCCCCCCUCCGAGCAUCAUGGCUGUGGUUAGCGGAUCGUCUGGGCCGGUCGCCCGGCUCGAGGGCCGUGAAUUCGAAUACAUGAUGAAGAAGCGGUCGGUGACCAUCGGCCGGAACUCCUCUCAGGGCUCCGUGGACGUGAGCAUGGGCCACUCCAGCUUCAUCUCGCGGAGGCACCUGGAGAUUUUCACCACCAGCGACGACGGCACGGGCGGCGGGGACUUCUACCUGAGGUGCCUGGGGAAAAACGGGGUGUUUGUGGACGGAGUGUUCCUCCGCCGGGGCGCCCCUCCUCUGCAGCUACCACGAAUGUGCACCUUCAGGUUCCCCAGCACCAACAUUAAGAUCACCUUCACGGCCCUGCCCAGUGGGAAGAAGGCGAAGCGCGAGGCCCCGGAGUCCCCAGUGAAACCCGUACAGCCCCAGAUCUCCCCCCUGACCAUCAACAUUCCAGACAACAUCGCUCACCUAAUGAGCCCCCUGCCAUCGCCCACUGGCACCAUCAGUGCUGCUAACUCCUGCCCCUCCAGCCCUCGGGGUGCGGGCUCUUCAGGCUACAGGAUGGGGGGCCGUAUGGUCAGCUCUGCAGAGCUGCAGCUCAUAAACGAUAACUCCCAGCCUGAGAACGACAAAGAGACCUCUGGRGGGGACAGUCCCAAGGACGACUCCAAACCUCCGUACUCCUAUGCACAGCUGAUUGUCCAGGCCAUAACGCUGGCUCCGGACAUGCAGCUAACACUAAAUGGAAUCUACAAUCACAUCACAAAGAAUUACCCUUACUACAGGACUGCAGAUAAAGGCUGGCAGAACUCAAUCCGUCACAACCUGUCUCUGAACCGUUACUUCAUCAAAGUGGCGAGGUCGCAGGAGGAGCCGGGCAAAGGUUCCUUCUGGAGGAUAGACCCGUCUUCUGAAGGCAAGCUGAUCGAGCAGGCCUUCAGGAAACGAAGGCCCCGGGGGGUCCCCUGCUUCAGGACCCCGCAUGGACCCCUCUCCUCCAGGAGCGCCCCUGCUUCUCCCAAUCACUCUGGGAUCCUCUCCGCUCACUCCAGCGGCGUCCAGACCCCCGACAGUCUGUCACGAGAGGGGUCCCCGGUCCCCGUGGAACCAGACUCAGCCUCUGCUCCCGCCCCAGCACCCCCCACCACCACAGUCCAGCCCAAGCUGGCAGUGAUCCAAGAAGCACGCUUUGCACAAAACACACCAGGCUCUCCUGUUAGCAACCAGCCGGUCCUCAUAGCGGUCCAGCGUCCGUUACCUCAGACCAUCAAGCCUGUGACCUACACCAUGGCGUCUCCGGUGGGCACCGGAGCGUCCCAGCCCGCGGUCCAGACGGUCCACGUCCUGCAGCAGAUCCCGGCCGGGUCCCUCGGUCCCGCCACGGCCGUCCUCGCCCAGCCAGCCACCAUCAUCAAGAGCGAACCGCAGGAGAACGGCGAGGUCAAAGUUAAAGUUGAGACGGUUCCCAGUAUGGGCUCAGUGGGCGCGCCCGGGCGCAUCAUCCAGAGCUCCCAGUCCUCCGCCCCCCUGCAGACCGUCACCAUCGUGCAGCAGGCCCCCCUGGGUCAGCACCAGCUGCCCAUCAAGACCAUCACACAGAACGGCACCCACAGCCUCACCACUGCCCUGCAGGCGCCCGUCAGCUCAGCUGUGGCGAGCCCCCUCCACCUGCUGGCGGCCCACGCCUCGGUCUCCGCCUCCCUCCCCACCAAGCGGCCGAACGGGGAGCAGCUGGCGAGCGAGCAGCCCGACGCCAAGCGCAUAAAGACGGAGGACGAGACGCCCCCGGCCGCCGCCGAGACGGACUCGCCGGCAGCCAACGACCAACCAAACUAAUCGGAGCGACGCACCACAGAAGCCCCGCCCCCCUGAACCACCACCAUCACCCCUCUCACCACCCGUCCCCCCCUCUCUUGUCGUUUGUUGGCCCCCCCUCACACCACUCACUCCCGAGGUGCCAAACGGAGACGUUUUCUUUCAGUUUGUGUCCAGUUUUCUGUUAAAGGUAAAAAUCUUCUUCACCCCUUUAAGAAACUGGAAACCGAGUUGAGAACAAUAAAAAGGUGUCGCCUGUGAGCUGCCGAGACAAGAGAGUGACUAAAGCAAGACCACAGGAAGCCUUAACAACACGCUGACCUUUGACCUCAACUGAUCCCACCGGGAGCGGCCCCCCACCCACCUCGGACCGGACCGGACGUCCCCGUUCUGUCGCACCUACCUCAGAGCAGACCGGAGCCUCCGGCGGGCCCCGCCCUCCCCGACCAACCGAGCGACAAGUACGACGAGCAUUCAGUUUUUUAUUAUUAUUAUUAUUAUUAUUAUUAUUAUUAUUAUUAUUAUUAUU
Messenger RNA from Austrofundulus limnaeus, 2723 nucleotides. It is a transcript of the gene foxk2b, whose product is annotated as forkhead box K2b. Lineage: Eukaryota; Metazoa; Chordata; Actinopteri; Cyprinodontiformes; Rivulidae. Gene Ontology annotation, biological process: regulation of transcription by RNA polymerase II. Gene Ontology annotation, molecular function: RNA polymerase II cis-regulatory region sequence-specific DNA binding; DNA-binding transcription factor activity, RNA polymerase II-specific; protein binding. The coding region runs from base 398 to 2215 and encodes 605 amino acids. The record is from RefSeq and is a predicted model, not a curated record. The transcript has 9 exons.